Messenger RNA from Spodoptera littoralis (African cotton leafworm), 675 nucleotides. The record is from the annotation of a GenBank genome assembly. Lineage: Eukaryota; Metazoa; Arthropoda; Insecta; Lepidoptera; Noctuidae.
AUGACAAUGGAAAGGAGGAUAAAGUUAAAGGCAUUAAACAGUCACAUUACUUGCAAAAUAUGUCGGGGCUACUUCAUCGACGCGACCACGGUCACCGAGUGUCUUCAUACGUUCUGUAAGAGCUGCUUAGUGAAACAUUUGGAGGAGAACAACACAUGUCCAACAUGCGACAUAGUGAUACACCAGUCCCACCCAUUACAGUAUAUCAGCUUCGACCGGACAAUGCAGGAUAUAGUGUAUAAGUUAGUGCCAGACUUGCAGGACAAUGAAAUAAAACGUGAGCGUGAUUUCUAUCGAGCUCGCAAUCUGCCUUGCCCCAAGGAUGCGGCCCUGGCUGCGGACAAGCCCGGAGCCGAUGAACCUGAACAGCCAGAUAACACUGACUGUCAUAGGAAAGAUGAACAGGUGAAUGUAUGCCUGGAGUGCAUAUCAACGUCGCUACGGACACUGAAGCGCAGCUUCAUCCGGUGCUCAGCACAAGCCACGAUCACACACCUCAAGAAGUUUAUAGCUAAAAAAGUUUUAAGCGGAAUGGAGAAGUAUAGAGAAAUUGACAUUCUAUGCAAUGACGAAUUAUUAGGCAAGGACCAUACGUUAAAGUUUGUGUAUGUGACGCGGUGGCGAUUCCGAGACCCUCCACUGAGACUGCAGUAUAGGCCUAAGAUUGACUUGUAG